Molecule: messenger RNA, 526 nt
Organism: Oryzias latipes (Japanese medaka)
Lineage: Eukaryota; Metazoa; Chordata; Actinopteri; Beloniformes; Adrianichthyidae
Gene: atp5mg
Product: ATP synthase, H+ transporting, mitochondrial F0 complex, subunit g
Biological process (GO): proton motive force-driven ATP synthesis
Molecular function (GO): proton transmembrane transporter activity
Source: RefSeq, a predicted model, not a curated record
AAGAAAAUUGUCAGGUUUCUGUUCAGGCAAAUGUUCGGGCAGUUGCGGUUCCGGUCCUUGAGGUGACUUUCAGUCGGCUAACAGUAGUGGGGUUAAGUCAGCGUCGACAAACACUUCAACAUGGCUCAGGCAGUGCAGAAAUUGGUCGCUAAAGUACCUAGUCUCGUCGGCGCCGCUGUCACCUAUUCCAAACCUCGUCUUGCAACCUUCUGGUACUACGCCCGUGUGGAGCUUGUGCCCCCCAGCCCUGCUGAGAUUCCCAAAGCCAUCGAGGGAGCUUCAAAUCUGAUCAAGGGUUUCCAGACAGGACGCCUUGGUCAAACCACUGUGAAGGAUGCUUUAAGGAAUGGACUGGUGGCCACUGAGGUUCUCAUGUGGUUCUACAUCGGAGAGUGCAUCGGCAAAGGAAGCAUAAUCGGCUAUGAUGUCUAGAUUUUGGACUUGAUGUUUUGUUCUUUGACCAUUGUAUGCUCAGCUUCCUGUAAGAAUCCUGGGAACCAAUAAACAGAAAUUUAUUGUUUUUUGA